AUGCAGAACCAAGAAGUUGAAGAACCUAGGCGAGAUUGGGUUGCUCCAACCGAGAGAGACAUCUCCUUCCAAGGUCUGCCACGCGAGCACGAGUCCCUGCUCAAGGAGACUUUGUAUCCCGAUGAUGCUUACAAGGCAACGACCUACUGGGCCGACCUACCUGCUGGAGAACGGACGAAAUGGGUGAACAACCAACAUAGCUCGGAGGCCAAGCGAGAACUGAGUGAAGUCUGGCGAAUGUUCAAGGCUGAUCCUCUGGAUCCAAUCAACCGAUAUCUCCACAACUAUGCUGUCACCGGCGUCGGAUUCUUUACUGAAGGCUAUGUCUUGUUCUCAGUGGGGAAUGUUUUACCUCUCUUGGAAGUCGUGUGGCCUCAGUGCUUCAAGAAGUAUUCAGUCUGCGACAAAACCAUGGUCCAGGCCAUCAGCUACAUGGAGAUUCUGGGUAUCAUCUGUGGGCAGAUCCUGGUUGGUAUCAUUGGUGAUUGGGUCGGUCGGCGAUGGGGCUUGAUUCAAGAUGCCCUCAUUAUGUUGACCGGAACCAUUCUUCUGACAUCGAUGUGGGGCGUUACGCUGUCCGGGUGGACAGUCAUGUAUGGAAUCAGCCUCUUCUGGUUCUCGAUUGGAGUUGGUGGCGAGUAUCCCAUGACCUCGUCUACCGCUAUGGAAGGUAUCCAUGGCCAGGCAACCUCAAGGAAUGACCGAUUGCACCGAGGUCGAUCUGUGGCAUUGGCCUUCUUGAUGCAAGGCUGGGGACAACUAGGAAACCAGCUGGUGCUUAUCGUGGUUAUGCUCAUCUUCAACCACAGUCUCAACCCCGGCUACGGCAAAACCGCAGCACAAGCGACCUUUCGAAUCUCCUUCGGUAUUGCCGCACUCUGCCUCCUUUACUUUUUGUACCUUCGUGUGUACAAGCUGAAAGGCGUGGACGCGUCUCUGAAAGCCUCGAGAAAGAAAGGUCAAGUGACUGGAUAUGACGUGACGUCCUUGAAACUCACCAUGAAUCACUAUUGGCACCGACUUCUAGCCACGAGCUUAUGUUGGUUCUGCAACGACUUUCCUUUCUACGGCAACCAGAUCUUCAGGAACGUUUUCCUUCAAAUUGUCACUUCCAGUUCCAGCCAAGUAGGGACGUUGUGGCUCUAUAAUCUGAUCAAUAUCGGCUGUGAGCUUGCUGGGUAUUAUAUGGCGGCUCUCUUCAUGGAUCACAAAUUUUAUGGACGCAAAAGAAUGCAGGCUGUGGGGUUUAUCAUGUCCUUCAUCUUGUUCAUCAUCGCUGCAGCGCUCUACCCAGAGCUGGACGUCAAGGGUCCAGGAGGAAAGGCUUUUGAAUUUAUCUAUUUUUUCAGCAGUUUCUGGAUUCAGUUUGGACCCAACUCCACCACGUUCUUGGUGGCGGGUGAGGUGUAUCCUGCGCCCAUUCGAGCUACGGCGCAUGGGUUUAGCGCCGCAGUUGGCAAGUUGGGAGCUCUGACUGCAACUGUCAUCUACAACUACAUCGGAGGCAGAACCAAGUUUUGGGUUGUCAGCUGGUUUGGCCUUAUUGGCUUUAUUCUCACCAUCUUAUUUAUCCCCGAUACAACAGGUCUCGACCUUCGUGAACAAGAGCGAUACUGGCAUUUUGUUCGGGAAGGACGACCUCAGGAUUAUCACGGCAUCGCGAUCCAUCCCAGACAUCUCAGUUGGUUUGAACGAGUCGUCUUGAAACGGCACCAUCAGUAUAACCCGGAGUUGGAUCGUCUUGCUCGGAUCAAUGAGCUCAGAGAAUUGUACGAGAAGGUCGAGGGUGCCAAGGGCGUUGAAACAGAUGAUGAAAAAACUCUCCCGGGAACGAACCAGGCUGAUCUGGACGACAAUGUCAGCAGGUACUUUGACAUGGAGCGGCGAAGUGUGAAGAAGCCUAAUUUGUAA
Molecule: messenger RNA, 1911 nt
Organism: Fonsecaea multimorphosa CBS 102226
Lineage: Eukaryota; Fungi; Ascomycota; Eurotiomycetes; Chaetothyriales; Herpotrichiellaceae
Exons: 2
Coding region: 1-1911 (636 amino acids)
Biological process (GO): carboxylic acid transport; transmembrane transport
Cellular component (GO): plasma membrane
Molecular function (GO): carboxylic acid transmembrane transporter activity
Source: RefSeq, a predicted model, not a curated record